AACGCACCCCUGCACAGCACACUCUCUCUCUCUCUCUCUAACUCCUACCUCACCUCCGUAGCCUCUCGCGGGCCACAGUCACCAUUUCCUCCGACCACGGCGGGCUUUUCCCGCCAACCCAAAUGAACCAUAGCCGGUCCCGACGAAAUCCGACCCGCGAACCGGAUUUCCCCACCGCCAAACCUCCCUCUCCAGGCGGCAGUUCCGGCGGCGGAGCCGGCGCAGCCAUGAGGCUCAUAGUCCCCUUACAAGGGGUGGUCCAAGGCCGUGGUGGCCUUAUUCUUGGCUCUGUCAUUCCCGGUGCCCUAUACUACUUCUUCCAACUCUAUCUAAAACGGUGUCGUUCCGCUAAACCUAAUUCGAAUCCACCGUCGCCGUCGUCUCCCUCGGCGCAGCUCGCAGACCUCUCCCGGUCGUCGUCGCGGUCCAAUUUGUCUAGCCGUGGAUCGGUGGGCCCGGUUCGGGUCUCGGCUAGGGCCAAUUCGAUUGCCAAGCCAAAUGCUUCGCCGUAUUACAUUGGGUUGGAGAGGGCUUCCGAGGAUCCAUACGAUCGUUUCGAUAAUCCGGAUGGUAUUAUGCAGCUUGGAUUGUCGGAGAAUAGGUUGUCGUUGGAUUUGAUUGAGACAUGGAUUUUGGAGAAUUUGGAGCGCUCAAUGAUUGGAGGGGCUGACGGAAAUUUGAAUAUUAGUGGAAUCGCGACGUAUCAGCCGUUUGAUGGAAUGAUGGAGAUGAAAAUUGCUGUGGCAGGUUUCAUGUCUCAGGUCAUGGGAACGACUGUCUCAUUUGAUCCAUCACGACUUGUAUUAACAUCUGGUGCAACUCCUGCCAUUGAGACACUUUGUUUCUGCUUGGCUGACCAAGGGAAUGCAUUUCUUGUUCCCACUCCAUAUUACCCAGGUUUUGACAGGGACAUGAAAUGGCGAACUGGUGUGGAGCUAAUACCUGUUCACUGUCGCAGUUCUGACAACUUUGCCUUAAGUGUUACUGCUCUUGAUCAAGCAUUUAAUCAGGCAAGAAAGCGUGGACAAAGAGUCCGUGGAAUUCUCAUCUCGAACCCCUCAAAUCCUAUUGGCAAUAUGCUAAACAAGGAAACCCUGUACAGUCUUCUAGACUUUGCCAGAGAGAAGAACAUCCAUAUAAUCUCUGAUGAAAUAUUUGCCGGAUCCACUUAUGGAAGUGAGGAGUUUGUUAGUAUGGCAGAGAUUCUAGAGUCAGAAGAUUUUGACAAGGACAGGGUUCAUAUAAUAUAUGGGCUGUCCAAAGACCUUUCUCUUCCGGGUUUUAGAGUCGGGGUUAUCUAUUCCUUCAACACCAGUGUUUUGGCUGCUGCUAAAAAGUUAGCGAGAUUUUCUAGUGUUUCAGCUCCAACACAGCGGAUACUAAUUUCAAUGCUUUCAGAUACAAGAUUCAUCCAAAGAUAUAUUGAGACCACUAGAGAGAGGAUACAGAAAAUGUAUGUUGCUUUUGCAGCUGGUUUGAAACAAUUGGGAAUUGAGUGCACCAAGAGCAGUGCUGGUUUAUACUGUUGGGCUGAUAUGAGUGGAUUAAUUCGCCCUUACAAUGAGAAAGGAGAGCUUGAGUUAUGGGAUAAGCUGUUGAAGAUUGGUAAGAUCAACGUAACUCCUGGGUCAGCCUGCCAUUGCAUAGAACCAGGAUGGUUCAGGUGUUGUUUUACUAUGUUAGCUGAGGAAGAUAUUCCUGUGGUUAUCAAACGGAUUCAGAGAGUUGUUGAAACUUGAAACUUGAACUCAAACUAAGCUCCCUCAUCUAGUGAUUCGUCUGUAAGAGAUCAAAAUUUCAAUGGUUUUGGAAUUGCAGAUUGAUAUGCACAGCUUCUGACUUGUGGUUCAAAAGUGAAAAAAAAUCCAAGCAUAGUUGUCUUGAAGUUGCAUAUUUUGAAAUGAAGUUGCAUUGACAGACUUGUAAAUUCUUUACAUCCUCAUGUCCCAGAGGUCAUACAUUGAAAUGAGUGAAAAGAGUGGCUUGAUGGUAGAAGGGGUGUUUUGUCUACACCAGUUUGAGUCUCGGUUGUCUCUUUUUGCCAAGCAAUCCUCCAAUCCUGCUGCCACCAGUUCCAAAGAUCCAGCAUCCAAAAGCUCUCUUCUUUGUGAAUCCCUGCCAUCAUUGCAAUCAGGCAAGAGUAAAAGUUGUUUCUAAGUUUCUGGUGCAAAAUAGCAAAUACUUAGGUGUGUGAUUAUUAUUAUUAUUAUUUUUUUAAUCUUAGAGCCAUAGGAGUUGAAUAGAAAUGUUUAAUUUAUGCUUUCUUGAUUUGGAGAUGUUUUAGCUGUUGAUUGAAUGUACUUCCCAGUUCCUUUUGUAGAAUAAAGAGACAUAAUGUAGUUGGAGGUAAUAAAUGUCAUUAAAAGAAUUGAGAGCUGGCAAAUUACCACUGA
Messenger RNA from Vitis riparia (riverbank grape), 2393 nucleotides. RefSeq names its product probable aminotransferase ACS12. The coding region runs from base 123 to 1739 and encodes 538 amino acids. Gene Ontology annotation, biological process: amino acid metabolic process; biosynthetic process. The transcript is spliced from 4 exons. The record is from RefSeq and is a predicted model, not a curated record. Gene Ontology annotation, molecular function: pyridoxal phosphate binding; L-aspartate:2-oxoglutarate transaminase activity; aromatic-amino-acid:2-oxoglutarate transaminase activity. Lineage: Eukaryota; Viridiplantae; Streptophyta; Magnoliopsida; Vitales; Vitaceae.